This is a messenger RNA of Glycine soja, 1393 nucleotides long. Its product is annotated as chorismate mutase 1, chloroplastic-like. NCBI's taxonomy places the organism in Eukaryota, Viridiplantae, Streptophyta, Magnoliopsida, Fabales, Fabaceae. The record is from RefSeq and is a predicted model, not a curated record. Gene Ontology annotation, biological process: chorismate metabolic process; aromatic amino acid biosynthetic process. Gene Ontology annotation, molecular function: chorismate mutase activity. Gene Ontology annotation, cellular component: cytoplasm. The transcript is spliced from 7 exons. The coding region runs from base 56 to 1129 and encodes 357 amino acids.
UUCCAUUUCAUCCUCUCUAAAUCAGACCUUAUUUCACUUUGGGCGCACUUAUGCAAUGAGUAUGAAGUUUUCGUCUUCAUCAGUCUGGUCAUGCAAGGAGAUUGGAUAUGGAGAUGAUGGGGUGAUUUUCACAACUAGUAGCAAUGCAAAAUAUCCAGAAAAAAUGUUUCACAUAAGCCCUAAUUGUAAAGCUGAGGUUUUAAGAGCUACCAUGUCACCACCACCUUUUCCUCUGUCUGGUUCUUCAACAAAAACUCACAGGGCUUGCUUUCCCUUCAACCCCAUCUCAUGGAAUGGCAAAACAUUGGGUCUUUCUCUUCAGGCAUUUCCCCCAUCAUCCUCUGGACAUGUGCCAUCAGAGAAAAGUGAUGAUGGAAGUGAAAACCUGACCCUUGAAAGUAUAAGACGUAGUUUAAUUCGUCAAGAGGAUAGCAUAAUCUAUAGCCUUUUGAAGAGAGCACAACAUUUAUACAAUGCAAAAACAUACGACCCUGAAGACUUCUCCAUGGAUGGAUUUCAUGGCUCGUUGGUUGAAUACUUGGUCAGGGAAAGUGAGAAGCUUCAUGCAAAGGUUGGCAGAUACAUGUGCCCUGAUGAGCAUCCUUUCUUUCCUCAUGACCUACCUGAAUCAAUGUUACCUUGUCAUUACGCUCAGGUAUUGCAUCAUAAUGCGGAUUCAAUUAAUAUAAAUGAUCAAGUCUGGAUGAUGUAUUUUGGAGAUCUUAUCCCAAGAUUAGCCAAGGAAGGAGAUGAUGGCCAUUAUGAAUCCACUUCUAUUUGUGAUAUAAUGUGCUUGCAGGCUCUCUCAAAGAGGAUUCAUUAUGGAAAAUUUGUAGCUGAGGCAAAAUUUCAAGCAAAUCCGGAUAACUAUAAAGAUGCCAUUUUAGCCCAGGACAAGGAUAGGUUGAUGGAUAUGCUAACAUAUCCGAAAGUUGAAGAGGAAAACAUGAUAAGAGUAGAGGAAAAGGCCAAAAAAUUUGGCCUAGUAGUGGAUUUAAAUGCAAAGAAGCCUCGAGCUGAGCCACUGUACAUAAUAAAUCCAAGUGUGGUUUCAGAUCUGUAUGGCCAUUGGGUCAUGCCAUUGACAAAGGAAGUGCAAGUUGCAUAUUUAUUGAGGAGGCUGGACUAAACAUAUAGUAAGAGUUCUUGGUUAUGUUGGUGGUAGAGAACCAAUAAUUCAUGUAUAUAAAUAAAGCUUAGACUGAGUAAUAAUGUCUUUGAAUGGACUUGAAUUUGAUAGAAAUUAACAAACACCGUUUUCUUUCUUUGGAUGAUGUCUUUUAUAUCCUAAGGAUUUGCAAUUUGCAAAGGAGCAUGUUGGGGUUGUGUUCUUAUAACAUAGUUUGUCUUUGAACAUCUUUUUCUGUGUUAUUUUUAUUGUAAAUUUCGUUCA